This is a messenger RNA of Spizellomyces punctatus DAOM BR117, 1371 nucleotides long. RefSeq lists its product as uncharacterized. The coding region runs from base 1 to 1371 and encodes 456 amino acids. Lineage: Eukaryota; Fungi; Chytridiomycota; Chytridiomycetes; Spizellomycetales; Spizellomycetaceae. The record is from RefSeq and is a predicted model, not a curated record. The transcript has 2 exons.
AUGAAACCUAUACCAGUCACGCCGGCCCCGGGUGAAGACGUGGAUUCAGAUGCGAACGAUGUUGUGCCGCCCAUGGCGAAGAGUGCUGAGGUGGUUACCGGUAAACCUGCUACAGAUGGGAAGGAGUCAAAGGGGCGACGAGGGCGACGGGGGAGGAAAAAGCAGACGGCCAAGGAUGAGGACAACAAAGACGAAGAAGCGAAAGAUAAAAUAAGCACAAGCCAAGGACUCCACGAUCAACCAAACGACUCCCUUCCGGAGGACCUCACCAUUUCCACAGCACCAGCAUCUCAAUCCAAAUCGUCCAUCCCCCUCCACUCCUCACCGUUGCCGCUCAUUGCGAAAGCCUUCGACACAAACUACCCAACCACACCAACAAGUACACCAACUCAUCAUUCCUCAACGACCCUCGUUCCGCAAAUACCAAACGUCAGCGACCUCUACCUUAUCACAGACUCAGCAACGCACACGACCUACCCUGAAGCCGAGGAUGCAAACUACGCGUCCGUAUCAACGUCAACGCCUAUCGCAGCCGAAGCCCCAGACGUCGACAUGGACGACCUUGACGCGUUUUUCUCAUCGUUUGAAUUGGAGAAUCAAUCGACUGUACCGGCAUAUGCGUACAAUCCAUCCGCCCCGCCCGUCAUACCCUUUCCCCCCGGUUGGGAUUUUGAGAAUUCGACUAACACGAAUGUUGGGCAAAACCAACCGGUGAUCGAUCCGACGUGGCAGGGUUACUCUGAUGGAGUGUCGGCUGGUCUGGAUGUGAAUGGGUAUGACGGGAAUUGGAUGUCUUCUGAUGAAUUUUUCCAAAAUCUGGAUAACGAGAAUGUGCCCGCUGCUGGUGGAAGUAUACCAGGAGUAGCAGCAGCUUGUGGAGGAGGAGGGAUGAACCUCCAUGGAGCAGCGCCCUCUACACUCCUCCAUACUCAGACUCCUAUCAUGACCAGCACACUUCAGACCUACGCUGCACCAUUCGACAACUCGUACAACCUCCCGGCCACAACUGAACUGUGGAUACCGCCCUCAACAUGCAUUCCCGGCGCAGUGACAAUGCAGCAGCACGUCAAUCCAUUAGACGUACCACCUCCAUCGGUCGGUGAAGUUCAAAACUGGGACUGGACAGACGGAAUGAUGUCCGCAAACAGCGGACUUGAUACUGCGUGUUUACAGGAUGCGACCUUUGGAGCCGUCAGUUCCGAUCCUUUCGCAGAGAUACUGGGCAAUGGGCACAUUCCACAGCAAGUGUCGCAUCAGAAUCAACUCGUUCAGCAACCACAGCCGAAUUACUAUCCGCAACAGCAGGUGCCGGGUGCUAUGCAGGGUGUUGAUAUUUAUGGGAAUGCACAGUGGGAAUCCUUGGGCGUGUGA